UUUGUCUAAUUAGCGCUAAUUAAUGAGGGUAAUUAACGAAUUGCUGUUAAUUGGGCCAGGCUGGGGAUGUGCACGCCCUUCUCCACCAACGCCGUGUCGCUGUGCCGCGCCGCCGGGCUCGGCCGCGUGCGGCGCCUCGAGAGGUCCCGGAGGCUCCUGCUGCAGCUGGCGGCGCCGCUGCCCUGCAGUUCCCUCGGGCGCCUGCAGGCGGCGCUGCGGGACCCGCUGACCGAGCAGCUCUACCCGGAGCCGCCCGCCCGGCUGGAGGCGCCCGCGGGGCCCGGGGACAGCGCGGGGGACACGGGGGACAUCGACGUGCUGGGCAGGGGACACCAGGCGCUCAGGGACGCCGACAGGGACAUGGGGGACACGAGGCACUGA
Messenger RNA from Lonchura striata (white-rumped munia), 381 nucleotides. NCBI's taxonomy places the organism in Eukaryota, Metazoa, Chordata, Aves, Passeriformes, Estrildidae. The record is from RefSeq and is a predicted model, not a curated record.